UACGCUCAUGACGUGGCACCACCUCCUCCCCAUUGGCUGUGCUGUCACGUGCCCAACGACGCACGCACUAUAGACAUCUUUAGUCAGACGGAACUGGGGAGACGCCGUGACGUCACUCUGGUUCUGGACGCCGUGCGGUACGGACGCAGAAUGGAGGGCUGCUCGAGAGCUGCGAAAGCGGCCGAUGUUGGCCGUGGUGCCAUGUGCUCUGCGUUACCCAAGCAUUAUCGUGUCAUCUUGCCUCCGUUUCCAAAAGAUGGACUAAGGCUCGCAGUUGUAUUUACACUGCGACGUCACUGGACGCCCGUAUAGAAUCGACGAUUUCCGGAAGCGCCUGAAGGAUGCUGGAGUAAUUCAGCAGGUAGGUGGAAUUGACGCAUACCAAAUGUCGCACGUGUGGCUGCUGAACAUGAAGACAGAUGAGGCAACGGAGAUGCUGCUAGACGUCGGACCGCUAUUGGUGAAGAACUGGCCAUGCCCCGUCAUUGAUCCGGCGCGGCAAGAGCUCAGGAUUAAGCUACACUGGGUCGCGUUCGACGUCACUUCUGAGACCGUACGACGUGCCAUCUGAGUGUAAGGCGAGGUAAAGGAAGUCGUCAGUGGUCGGUGGAAGGCCAAGGACGUUGAGGGCGCCGAGUCAACGACUCGUCUUGUACGUCUCUUGCUGCGCGAGGGUGUCAGUGCACAUCGCAUUCCGCAUCAGAUGCGUCUUGGUAGCGGCACGGCGUUCGCGGUUGUGCCUGGAGGUGCCCCGUUAUGCCUUCGUUGCCACAAUACUGGACAUAUCCGACGUGAACGCCGAGUGUCCAGGUGCGCAGGUUGCCGAACGUUCGGGCACGAGGAGACUAGUUGUACUCGCUCGUACGCCAGAGCCGCAAGCGCAGGCGGAGAAGUGAACCGGAGCGAGGUGCUCAUGGACGAAGAGGAAGCGGAGAGCAUGGCCGUUAAUGCUGGCGUCCAUCAGCGACGCUGCCGCAGUGGCGGCGUCCUCCAGCGACGCAGGCUGGCAAGAGAACAGGGCAGCAGACGCUCGGGCAGGAGACGCCACUGUGGCAAACGCUUCGACGAGAAUGCACGAAGGGAGAGAAGGUUCGGCAGAGCGCCCUUCUGAAGCACACUUUUAAGGAAAGCAGCUGCCAACAAGCGUUUCCGGCACUGGUGAGAAAACAGAUGAACUCAAGAGCGCAGUAAGCGAGGCCGUCGCGGCGCUCGAAGACAGCGAUUCGACGGACGAGGCUGCAAUUAACGCGAAGACAACACCUGCGAAGCGCCGACUCGACUAAGCAGGCAUGGCGUCUCAAGACACGCGGCUACGAGCAACGGAGAGGCGUGGGAACGUGCCCGGAACCAAAAAGCUUCGUGUGGCCAGCGGUCGGCAUCGCCUAGACGCGGCGGCGGCAAGUCGACGCCCUGACCGUCGACUGGACUGUGGGAUGCUGCAAGACAAGGAGUGGACGUCGUGAGUGGAGGGCAAGUGUCGGGGGGCAGCGUUCCCCCUGACGGGGAGAGGCCGCAGCAAUGUUCUACGCACACUUUGUGCUGGCCAAGAAGGGCCCGCUGGCACGCAUCUGGCUGGCGGCCCACUGGGACAAGAAGCUGACGAAGGCGCACGUCUUUGAGACCAAUAUUGAGAGCAGCGUCGAGGGCAUCCUGCAGCCCAAGGUGAAGAUGGCACUGCGCACCUCCGGCCAUUUGCUGCUGGGCAUCGUGCGCAUCUACUCACGCAAGGCCAAGUACCUGCUCGCCGACUGCAAUGAAGCAUUCAUCAAGAUCAAGAUGGCCUUCCGGCCGGGAGCAGUCGACCUGCCUGAGGAGGGCAGGCAGGCUGCUCUCAGCACCAUCACGUUGCCUGAGGUGUUCCACGACUUUGAGGCCACCAUGCCCGACCUCAGCAACAUUGACAUGGAAGCGGCAGUUACGCUGAACCAAAGCCGUGCGGAAGACAUCACACUCAAGGAGGACUAUGGCUCGCUCAGCCUCAUCAAUGAUGACAAUUUUGGAGACAUGGGUUUUGACGACCCCGAGAUGGCUCGUGAGGCAACCAACAUAGAUGAGGCAUUUGACCAGGCCAGCCUUCUGCUGGGAGGGUCCAUGCUUGGGCGCCCCUCCGAGGUCCCCCGAGGUCCCUCUGCCUCCGCCGACAUUGAGGUUGGCGCGUCGUCUACUGCUGCCGAGAACUCGGCUCUGGGGGCAAUGCCGGUGCCCGGCGAGUCCAUCGAGGCCGGAAGGAAUGCUCGGGAAGGAGAAGCCGACCCUUUUGGAGCAGCGGCUGCUUCAACCGAGACUGAAGUGGCCGAGGAUGCCAGGGAAGGGACGCUACUCGAGGGUGAACCGAGUGGCUUGUUUGAGCCAGCGGGCCUCUUCGACGAUGCGCCACUGGGCCACGUGCCCUUAGACACCAGUGGGUCAGACCGGGAUGGGCCCUUGGGUGCUCCGGGACCCGCACCAGCAGUCCCCGACGCCCGGCCCGUUGACGAGAGUGACGAUGAUGACGACAUGUAUGAUAUGGGCCCUCCGUCAAUGGGUGCUCCGUCAGGGCCGUCCAGUCCUGGGAGCUCUGUCGGUGAUGCCAGGGACCUCGAUGGGGGUGCGACGACGUCGGCGGCUGCCGGAGCAGCCGGUCCGUCCUCCUCUUCGGCGAUGCCUGGUGUGGACGAAGGCCUGCUCGAUCAGCAACAGCAGGACGAAGCUGCAAUGCCCCCACCUCCACAGCCGCCCUCUGUGGAUUCGGCUCAGAUGGGUGGCGUGGAUGCUGGACCUGGAGAGCAGACGACGCUUCUCAACAACGAGGAUGAGAGCUUUGCCCUGGCGCCGUUAGACACCAUUGUCCAAGGUGUGGAGAAAGCCCGCGCCAAGCGGAAGCGCAAGCUGAUCGUCGACGAGGUGAAGAACAUCUCGGGAGAGGAGAUGAAGUCCCAGCUGUCGGACACGAGUGACAUUGUGACCACGCUGGACCUGGCGCCGCCCACGAAGCGCCUCAUGCACUGGAAGGAGACCGGAGGCGUCGAGAAGCUGUUCGCGCUGCCUGGCCGGCCGAUCUUGUCCAAGGCCCUCUCCCGCCUCUACCAGCGGCACCUGACGACGCGCUCCGUCGAAAACGAGCUGGCCGCUGGGGAGGAGCAUUUGCUGCAGCAGCUUGAAGAUGAGCAGGACACCAUUGUCGAGCAGCCGCAGCAGAUGCCGCAGCACGAGGACCACAUGCAGGAGAACAGCCUGGGGCACCACACGAAGCGACGACGCUUGGAAGAUGACCUUGUGGGUCCGCAUGCGGCGGGCAACGAGCAGCCGGCCCACCACUACGAUCUCGGCGCACCCGACUUUCCCCACGGUGGCCCUCCCAGCCACUUAGGCCCGCCUUCCGUCGACCCCUAUGCCUCCGUUGCCGUGGCAAGCAUGGUCCCACCACACCAGCAGGAGUACCAGCAGCCACAGCCGCAGACACCCCUGCAGGACGGCUGGCCCACACCUGCCGACUACACCUAUGCCCAGCCGCCUCCUCCACCGCACACGCCGGUGCCUGACUAUGCAGCGGCAUACCAGAUGCAGCAGCAGCAGCAGCAGGUGGCCAUGAUGGGUCACCAUCCGAUGACACCCCUGCACCACCCUCACCUCCAGCAGCAGCUCACGCCUGCCCCCCACCUGGAGGAAGAACACCACCAGCACCACCCGGGACACCACCAGGCAGCAGCGGCACUCUUUCCAACGCUCCAGCCAGACCAACUGCAGUCUGAAUACCCAGUUCAUCCAGCCACGCCUGUGCCAACACCUCAGUCACCUCCGGCAGCCAUGAUGCCUCCCACAGCCCAGAUGGGACCACCUCCGACACCACAGAUGAUGCACCCACCCACGCCGCAGAUGCAGCAUCAACAGGAGGAGACUCCGAGCAUGGAACCCUUGGCGCCACCAUCAGAGUUUGACGCCCUGGUGGCCUCGGGUCCAGCGCUGCAUGGCUUUGGGGGACCCAUGGAGUCAACAUCAGCUGAGCAGCAUCACUUAGAGGAGCCAGAGCCCGAGUCAGAGCCACAGAUGGAGCCACAUGCGUCGACGGAAGACCAGCAGCAGCAGCAGCAACAGGAGCAGCAGCAGCAGCAGCAGCAACAGCAGGACCGGUUGAUGGAGCAGGAGCAACAGCAGCAGGACCAGUUGACAGAGCAGCAGCAGCAGGACCAGUUGACAGAGCAGCAGCAGCAGGACCAGUUGGCCCAGCUGGACGACGACGAUGAGGACUAUGGGCCUCCCGCGUCUGUCGGACCAGCCGAGGAGCAGCUGGCUGACGAGACGUACGAACAGUUUGAGGAGCGGAUACUGAACAAGCGCACAGUACACAUGCUGCACAUGAUCCGGACGCCCCUCGAAGCGGGCCGCCAAGUGCGCUUCAGCGACAUUGCACGAGGCAGCAAUCGCAAACAGGUUGCGCAGAAGUUCUACACCUUCCUUGUGCUGAAGAAGCAGCAGGCUGUCGAGCUUCGGCAAGAGAGCGCCUUCGCCGAGCUCUACAUUGAGAAAGGACCCAAGUUUGAGCAGUCGCUCUAGCCCACCUCCACGACCAUCUCUUCUCACUCCCUUCCCCUCAGCCAUCGAGGCAGCACCUCCUCCUCUCCCAUGAACACCACUGUUAUCACCGUUGCACCCUUUUUGUAAACAAGCAUGCACGGACACACAGACUCUGCCUUGUGCAAGACGCUCCACCCUCAUUCGCCUCGUUCGCGGUUCUCAAGUAGCCGCCGCCACUCGCGACCCCCAACAAGUCACCACCGUCAUGUGCGCGAAACGACGCCAGUGCAACCCCCGAUGUGGACUCCUCCUCCCGCCGUCUCCAGCCCCCUCGGGGAGGAAAAACGCACCGAGAAUUCGCGCACGGUCUGCCGCAGUGUCCCGGAGUGCGCGUGCCAGCUUUGGUUUAGACCAAGAGCUCUUGACUCGGCCCUCCUUCAAGGUCGACGAUGGCCGUCGGCACUGUGAGAGCACGCGCGACAUGCAACCUGGCAGAAACAAACAAACACCCAGGCGGGAAACUUUUGGUUGGCGCACGUGUCUUUUCCUUCCUUCUUUUCAUCUCGUCUUCGUGUUUGCCACCGCUAAAAUUUUCUACUUGCCGAACUUUUGCGCUCGUUUUGCUGAAUGGUGCAAGUGGGGAUGAAAAAAGAAAGAGAGAGAGGGCCUGUAACAAAUAACGUGUGGUUUGUGUGAAAAAAUGCCUGCCACCUGCUUUCUGCUGUGAGGGAAAAGUUGGAAUCCACGGAGUCCACCAUUUUUUUCAGCGGUGUUGGUUCUUGGAUUCUCGAUGAUGGUAUUGCGUUAUUGUGGGAGAAGUAAGAUUGGGUUUGCCCUCUCCACCUUCUGUUGCCUCACAACAAUGCAAGCGUGUCAUUGUCUGAGUGCUCAUAUCUGGUAAUUGGCUUUCGCUGCAACCUCUCUUGCUAACGUUUAAAAAUGCAGUCUUUGCUAGUAGACACCGGUGUGUGCAUUCGGAAAAUCUUUGAACAGACGAGUCGUUGAAGAAAAGAAAGUGACAUUUUCUGUGAUUGCAUGCCGCACGGCUUUUGCUUGCCCAAGGCUUUGAGAAAUAAUGCCGGGCUUGUGUGGGCGUUCUGGCGCACACGGCAGGGUUCAAGGGAAGAAAAACGAAAAAAAAUCAACAAACGAAGAUGAAUGUGGGGCCACUUGUCAAUCAAAGCAUUUCUGCUUCCACAUCUCUCUGCACCAGGCCUAUCCACCAGAUCAUUGCUUGUCUAUACCCUCACUUUUUGCUGUACAUGACUUGCAAAUUCUUAAUUGGGGAGCGUGGGGUCUUCUUUUGGAAGGUCGGACAUUUGCAUCAACCUUUUUGUUUGUUUCGUUGUGCUUGGUUCAUGCUGUUGCACAUGCCUGUUUUUUUUAUUGCAUGUCGUUGCUGCUUCAUCGUGGAAUUUGUAUACUGUCCUGCCUUGGCUAUGACCUGCUGCAAGGCGGAUGGCUUGAUUUUCAGACCUUCUCACGCAGCCAGUGUGCCCUCUGUUGUCCUGUGCCUAUUUUGUACAGUCUGCAUUUGGGAGAGUAGAUUUUUGGGCUAGUCAUAGCACUGGAUUGACAAGAACAAGAAAGAUGACAGGAGGAGCACACGUGCUCUCGUCUUUCUUGUUCGUGUCAAUCCAGCGCUAUGACUUCACUUGCUGCAUUUGGGGUUUUCUUAGUCACUUUCAGUGAUUGGGCAGUACAGACGUGCCGUACAUCUUAGCUUGACAGCUUAUCACUAAUAUGCCACGCCCGCUUACAGUUACCAUAGCUGCCAUUGCCAAGCCAGCCCUGCUGCUUGCAAUGUAGGUUUUAAUGCGUGAGUUAUACUGGGGAAAAAAAAAAUAAGAUACAAAAAGAGGGUAAUAAAAAAGCUUGUGUAGUGCAACCUUAACUUUGAAAUGAAAGACCAAGCAAUACAAUCCUCAUUAAAGCGUGCCAGUUAAUUAGCACCGUGGUUGAACCUUGCAUCAGCAGUACUGAUUAGCUUGAGCGCCCAUAUAGGCUGGCUGAUGACUGGGAUGGUAGACAUAACAAUAAGCGGUAGUGCUGUGCUAAAACAGUUCAUUAUCAGUGGUGGUCCGAUUGUGCCAGUGCGAUGGAUUCCCAUCUGCCCAAGCCAAACAACUAUGGCUUGUGCGUGGGCUUUUUUUUUUUUGAGCACAACAAAAGUGCACAAAUGUUGUCCGAUUAUCAUCUUUGCUUUCUUUCCAGUUCAUAAUUCUAGGAGUUUUAUCUAGCAUUCUAGGUUCACUUAAGGUUUAUUUUUAGUAAAUGUUUAUUGUAUGUGAACUGGGCCCAAUGGGGUGAACUGCAUUGCUGUUAGAGUAAGCCACAGUGUCCGAGAACACUGGCAGCCUGUUAAAGCAGACUUCGAAUAACUUUCGUGGCCGCAAGUUAUGUUUUUGGACAUUUUCUUUUUUUUCGUACCUGGUGUUCAUAUUUUGCUGUCUGAAAGCUAUGUCAAAUUCUGUUGUUGCAUUCUUUUCUUUGCGAGGAAUUGUACCUCACAGUGUAUUAGAGCCUUUGGACUAUCACUGAUGUGCAACUAAUCUGUCAUUAGCUACAACUUGUCUGCUGUCAGCAUUCUAUUUUGUGUGUCCACUGUCGACAUUUUACUUUACUGCGUUUGUGGAGCAUAUCGUUCUGCCCAUUCUUUUUGUUUGAAUUUUUCUAAGGCACUCGGGAUCGUUCUCAGUGAAGUAGGUCUUACUAUUUGACCUUGGAAUCGUGAAAAGUUCUCAUUGUUUAGGGCUACUUUUGUUUUUGUGAAGAGUUUUGCAGCAAGCAGCUGUUUUAAAUCAAAAUGAAAAUGUUUUUGCACCAGCAUUCAAAGUGCUUCGCAAUAGCACCUCUCUCAACAAAGCAACUAUAUUUGGUCUAGUCGCACACAUGCUUUGUUUAUCUCUUUAUAUGCAUACAUACUUUUGUUCCAUGUUUUGGUGUAAGAAGUCAACACAAAUGGUGGCCCGUGUCGAGGGUGCAGAAUUGUGUCUUGCGUUUGGCUUUUUGAGAAUUCUUUUGCACGAGACUAUGCAAGCUGAAUGUAAACUACAUCUUUUCCAUUGUAACUUCAGCAUCGCUAGGGUGAGCUCCCACAUCGUUCUUACGACUCGCCCCCCGACUUUGCAGAAGUGCAAGGAUUCUCAUAAUCAUGUGGCAUGUGGAAAUUGGGAGAAGUCGUGAAGGGCUCUUCGUUGUGCUUUGCACAGGUCUGCAUCGUCUUUAAAACCUUGUGUCGGGGUAUACUUUGUACGCCCAUGCUUUCUCACCCAUGCCUCUUGUAUAUUGCAAGCAUCUACUACGCAUGUAUAUUUGCAGGUUGAUAAUGCAAGGAUGUUAUUGUCUUAACUCACGCGACACCUCAUUGUGCAGAGCUUGCCAGGAUAAAAUGUUAAGGCGUGAAUGUAGUGAGUGAGGGUGGUACAUUCUCGAAAGAAUUUGAGAGGGCAUGUCUUUGCAGGGUAUUGUGCGAUGGCGCUGUUGGCUGUGUAGUGUGUGAUACUUGAUUGAGUGUUGGUUGCCUCUGUUUACGAAUCAUUCUCUUGAAGAGGCAUAGGACCUUCAGUUGUGUUGGAGAGGCUUCUAAUAACUUUUGUUCGUUAAACAAAUUGUAUGAGACAUCAGAAUCUCUUCUUAAAUUAGAGGUGCAAGAGAGCAAGCAGGCAUCUCCAGCAGCGCCCAGUAACCAUACCGAGUAUCCAAAAUGUCAUCUUUGUCCGUUAAGAGCUUACUGGAAUGUUUAUCACUAGUGCACGCUGCAUCGAACCAUUGGCUCAGUGUAUCUGUGGUUCUGAUUGAAUUGAAUUGAGUGCUGCUGACUGAAGUGAUGUCAUCAGCAAGACGUUGUAUUGGAGCUGAAAUGGGGAGCACCACCAUUGCAAUUGUUCGCAGUGGACAGACUGGUCUAUGACUGUUGAAAAGCGUUGAUGUUUUUUUCUCGCACGCUUUGUAAUCGUGUGCAUCUUGGCACUGGAGCGCUGUCAUUUGUCCUGGUGGGGGCAUUACGACAACUCUGGUUUUAUUGUAGCCUUCUCUCGUGUUGUUUACGAUUGGUGGCACGAUUUAUUUUCGGGUGUGUGUGUCUUUCGAACGAGCACCAGUGUGUGGUCAGCCUGUGCUGAUCUGAUCUGUGACGGGUUUACACUUGUGAUGUACAAUAUCGAGAUCAUAGUUGUAAGAAGGCCGUAUAUGUGUGCGCGUCUGGAUUUUCAUUGAGCGUUGCAUCUCAAUUUGGCGAGAUCUUUUCAAAGACUCCACUGUUGCAAACUUCUAUUCCAGAGCAACUGUGCUCUUUUUUGUAAUUGCAUGGGCGAUUCAGUGGAGAAUGGACCUGUCAGGUUUAGGGUUUGCUUAUCGAUGUCUUUUUUUAAAGGAACUGUUGAAACCAUUUGUCUUGUAGUGCUGAUGUGCUCCGAGAUUGAACACUGCAUCGAUUGGAAUGUUUUUUCAUAUGACAGCAUGUUGAGCAUAAACAUUGUAGAGGAAGCAGGUGAGAUCAUUUCAGUGUGGUUGAUGCACUUGUAGACUGACGCAAGUUACCAGUGCAAUGUCUACAAUUUCCAUUGUUAAGCUUAAAGAAAAAUUCCUGUUGUUGCCAUAUGCAUUGCAGUCAAUGCUUCAUGUCAGGCUCUUCCAUUUGCAUUAGAACAUGUAAGUUGGGGUGCCUAGAUGCGAAGGCUUUCCUCGCUUUAUGUUGGAGUAUGCAGACAAUGGAACUUUCGUGCGACGUUGAGGCAGCCAAAAUUUGUAAAGGGAAAAAGACGACUAAUGGCUAAGGGAUUACAGGUAUAAAAUAUUAAUGAUGGCUACCAAAAUGGCUUAGUGGUAGCAGAAAUCUGGUUUUCACUGCAAUCUGCAUGUUUGUGUAUGCUGGCAGAUUCUCUUACUCUGUCGUCAUACAGGCCGUUGAACAAGAGUGGACUGAUAAUUGCUACAAGUGUGGGGGGAUGUAGUUGGACAAACCUGUAAACUGUUCAGGACGAAGUGACGCAAAAAUAUUUUUUUUCUCAUGAGUAACUGUUUCUAGUUGGAAAACAUCAGUUCUUAAUUUUUUAUAAAAUUAUUUUAAGUUGUAGCACAAGAUGUGCAUGGUGCUUCAUUCUUCAGUUCAUUUAAUUGUGUGAUGCUGUGAAAGUAUUGUCAUCUCUGCUCCCCAAGAAGGAGGGUGUUUUUGUCGCCCUGCGGAGCACUUCGCUCGUGGUGAAACAUUCUCGGUACUCUGUAGAUGUGUGCUUGCUUCUGUAUCGUUUCAUUUUUUUUAAAAAUCAAAAUGAUGUUACGCUUCUGUGUUAACAUGUCGCCAAAACUGUCGAGAGUAGGCGGACCUUGAUGUGUUGAGGCUCGAAGCAGCGAGAAGGGAAGUCUCAUCAUUGAGGCGUACAGGUGAGAGGGUCAUUUCCAGACAGACCAGGCACUCUUCGUUACUCAUCGUGGCAGCGGUCAUGGGCUGUCAAUUGUACAUUUGAGAAAGUGGCGGCACGGUUUAUGUGUGCGUGCCACCUCCGUCAUGAUUGAAGGCAGGAUGAGUCCAGUGUAAAUAAUUCAUAAAAAGCACACACACCAGAUAUCAAGAAGGGCUUGGUCACGGCAACGUGCAACUCUCAGCAGCCAACUCUUAUUGUGAUGAGUCUGAUUGUUAGGACAAGCUUACUUCUGAGAGGUGGGUUUAAGAAAAAAAUUAAUAGAAAAAAAGAUGGUGCUUGUGCUGUUACUUUACAAUACCCUCGCUCUUCCCGCAGCUGAGACUUGCACGUUGCCCCCCCAAAAAUGUACAUGCGCCUUUCUUUUUGUUGUUGAAAAGCAUAGUUGUGUUGCCAACUUCAGCGAAAAAAUCCUUGCAUUCAUUGUCUAAAAGAAAACAAAGCAGAUUAGUGUAAUCAUAUUGUUUUCUUCUUUUUGUAUGAAAUAAAGAAAUAUAUUGUGAAUAUGCCAUCCACA
Messenger RNA from Dermacentor andersoni, 10434 nucleotides. The record is from RefSeq and is a predicted model, not a curated record. Lineage: Eukaryota; Metazoa; Arthropoda; Arachnida; Ixodida; Ixodidae.